Molecule: messenger RNA, 1825 nt
Organism: Oryzias latipes (Japanese medaka)
Lineage: Eukaryota; Metazoa; Chordata; Actinopteri; Beloniformes; Adrianichthyidae
Source: RefSeq, a predicted model, not a curated record
UGAUUGCAAAUGCAACUGAAUUCAAAAAGUGCCCAUGAAAAAAAUUCAAUAUUGAUCUUAUAGUAAAAUAAACACGUUUCUAUCAUGAAGUAUGCUAUCUUUAAUAAGUCGGACAAAUAGGAUAGAUCUGCACAAUUACAACAUAAAUAUACCUCAUAAAAUACCUCUAGCCAUGUUACAUGGGCAAAAUUCAUCGGAAUAAACACCUGAUCAGAAUAAAGAUCUGUCAUGUAAACACACCAUUCAGAAUACUCUGCCCUGUUCAAACUUAUUCGGAUGAAAAUUUCUUUCCAAUAGAGACAGGUGGGUAAUGCUGUAUGUUGAUCUGAUCGUUGUGCAAUUUAGUCUGUUGUGGGUCACUACUGCACUGGUUUUCUGUUAUGCAUAGACAGUGUGGCGCUCCCGAGAAGGCUUUGGACCACAAACCAGUCGCUUGCUCCAUGCAAGCGAGGCAUGUUUAGCGUGUUUGCGGGCAGGGGAGGGUGCUUUGUUACGGUGUGGGUUCCAGAUGAGACUUCGGACCGCAGUCCAUCCGGCUGCUCUGCGUGAGCGAGCUGCCGAACUAGGGAGGACCAUGUCUCCCAGGAGAACUGUGUCUCCAUGGAGAUGAGCGGCUUUGGGACGGUGUGUGAGCUGGCUGAGGCGGCUAUUGAAUGGAGAAAUGCCACGCAGUCCUGAGAAACCGUGAAAACAAUCACGUGAAUUUGUGUUAACAAUCAUGUCCAGACAAAAUAAAGACUGAUGUAAUCCCCACAUAACAAUUUUUAUAGUAAUCGUUUAGAUUGCUGUUAAAUAUGUAACCAUAAAAUGUUUAGUUACAAUGUUACCACAGGAAUAGGUAAUUAGUAUUUCAUAAUGGAUUAGGGAGGAGUCUGAAUCAAGGACUAAGACCCCCCCCCCCCUUCCCCCAGUGAAAAGGUAAUAUAAAGAGCCUCAACAGAGAGAGAAGUUAAAUCCGGUCUGUCCCAAAGACCAGCAUGCAUCUCUUUGCUCUAAUUCUUGGUAUUUGGCUUCUACCAAAAGGUGACACGCUAACAUGUUUUGAAUGCACACAAAACAAUUCUCGUUGCGAUGCAAUACAAAGGGACUGUCCUUCAGAGAAUCAUCAAUGUGGUGUAUCCAGAGUCAUUGUCUAUGAAGGUGGAUCAAAAGUCCGAGACCUAAACGUGAAGGGUUGUGUUCUGAAUGAAGAAUGUGGUGAAGGUUCAGGCAAUUCUGGAUAUUUCAACAUUUCGGUUAACACCCUAUGCUGCAACUCCAACCUCUGCAACACACAGUCUGUCCCUGAACCGAGCAAAAAAACUCCAAAUGGGAGACAGUGCUUCACCUGUGAUGCUCCAGCAUGCAACAAAACUUUGGACUGUGUGGGGAACGAAGACUACUGCGGUUUUGGAACAGUUGAUGUAGGAGCAACAUACACCAUAAAUGGAUGCAUCUCGAAGAUUGACAAGCAGUAUCAAUAAGAGUAGUAGUACCGUUAAAACCUUAUACCUGAUACCCAUUCAUACCUAAAGGCCUUACAUGGUAUGACCCCAUCCUAUAACAAAGACCUCAUUGUGCCUUACCAUCCAAACAGAACACUUCGCUCAUGAAAUGCAGGACUGAUUGUGGUUCCUAGAAUUUGUAAAAGCACAUUUGGAGCCUUUAGCCACCAAGCCAUGUAUUGUCCCUCUUUCCCACUCCUCUCCCGGGGAGCGGGAUCGAUUCCAGACUCCAGAUGGCUCGUCCAUGCUCCUACACUUGACUGUGGAUCCUGCCUCCGGCUCGUCUCGCGCCCCCAGCCAUCCCCCUACUUCAUCUGGAUGAAGCUCAUUUGCUUGACUAU